Colletotrichum aenigma is the source of this 582-nucleotide messenger RNA. RefSeq lists its product as uncharacterized. Lineage: Eukaryota; Fungi; Ascomycota; Sordariomycetes; Glomerellales; Glomerellaceae. Bases 1 to 582 code for a protein of 193 amino acids. The transcript is spliced from 2 exons. The record is from RefSeq and is a predicted model, not a curated record.
AUGUCAGAUUCCACAGAACUGGCAACUAUCCGAGCCAAACUGAAGGAGCGCGAAAGAACAUCCGAAUACUUCAAUCAGAUAUGGGAAGAUGAAGCACUGCCGCGCUUGAAGGAGACCAUGGUUAAAGGCAACAUCACAGACUAUAAUAUUUCGAUUCAGGCUGACUACGGCGAAUAUGGUGUCCUCAGAAUUGUGGAAGUUGUUACCAGGAAAAGGCUACCAGACAACACGAAUCAAGAGCUCAGAACGAAUGUCUCCAAGAUAUUUACGCCGGAGAGGUCACUGCACGUUACCAUAUCUUUCACCAUCGGAGUCGUCAAGCGCACCUCUGGAACAGAAGAACCGUAUGCUUCACCUGGUAACGCUCGUUAUCACUCACCUCUAAUGGUGUCAACGAAGAGCAAGAAGCACCAGAGUGUCAUCUUGUGCAUCCAGCAGGAAUCGACUGUCCCACGGGAACAGUUCCGGUACGCAUUGCCAAAAUUGGCGCACACUCUGGAUAUAGGAUGUAUCGGACUCAACGAGCCUCGAGAUCUUUCCAGGAGUUUGCUCCGAAGGUGCCACCAGAUGAACGAAGAGUAG